Molecule: messenger RNA, 3871 nt
Organism: Osmerus eperlanus (European smelt)
Lineage: Eukaryota; Metazoa; Chordata; Actinopteri; Osmeriformes; Osmeridae
Gene: mtmr2
Product: myotubularin related protein 2
Exons: 16
Coding region: 177-2117 (646 amino acids)
Biological process (GO): phosphatidylinositol dephosphorylation
Cellular component (GO): cytoplasm; membrane
Molecular function (GO): phosphatidylinositol-3,5-bisphosphate 3-phosphatase activity; phosphatidylinositol-3-phosphate phosphatase activity
Source: RefSeq, a predicted model, not a curated record
UUUCAUUAUUAGUGAGGAACUCUGGGAAAACAUGGCUGCUUCCUGCACUUACCUCGUAUCUAACUUCCACAAACCCGUAGGACAGAAUUAAUAAACCCGCUUUCUGUGAUCUUGUCAUUCCCCGAACACAACUUUGAUUGAUACAAGUCACGUCAAAACGUUGUCAAUAGCUAGCCAUGGAGAAGAGAGGCAGCGUCGACAGUCUUGGCUCUAAGCAAUCUUCUUCUAGACAGCCAAGUGUGGAUUCAUUGUCCAGCACCUCAACCUCUCGUUCAGAUCGGUCCUCUCAAACCAAGCCUCCUUCUUCGGCAAUGUCUUCAGACUCGGUCUCCACUUCAGAGUUCUCCCCUGAGUUGCGGGGAAAGCCCAUAGCUGUUGCAAAGGUUCUCAGGGAUGCAAGUAAAGAGGAACCACAAUUACUGCCAAAAGAGACUGUACAACACAUGACCAAAGACGUCACCUACAUCUGCCCUUUCAUCGGAGCACUAAGGGGAAUGCUGACAGUCACCAACUAUAGACUUUUCUUCAAAUGCAUGGAUAGGGAGCCAGCGUUUCUGCUCGACCUGCCCCUGGGAGUAGUGAGCCGCGUGGAAAAGAUUGGAGGGGCUUCGAGUCGUGGUGAGGUCUCCUAUGGACUGGUGUGCAAGGAUCUUCGAAAUCUGCGGUUUGCGCACAAGCAGACGGAAGACUCGCUCAGGAAGUCUAUUUUUGAGGUCCUGAUGAAAUUUGCCUUUCCUGUUUCCAAUGGACUGCCAAUAUUUGCCUUUGAGUACGGACAGGUCUUUCCAGAAAACGGCUGGAAGGUGUAUGAUGCUCAAUCGGAAUACAAGAGACAGGGUUUGCCUAACGAGAGCUGGAGGAUGACCAAAGUGAACGAUCACUACGAGGUGUGUGACACCUACCCGUCGACCCUGGUGGUCCCGGUCCACAUCCCUGACGAGGAGCUGAAGAGGGUGUCCGGCUUCAGAGCCAAGGGCCGCAUCCCUGUUCUGUCCUGGAUCCACCCAGAGACCCAGGCCACGGUGACCCGCUGCAGCCAGCCCAUGGUGGGUGUCAACGGCAAGCGCAGCAAGGAGGACGAGAAGUACCUCCAGGCCAUCAUGGAUGCCAACGCCCAGUCCCACAAGCUCUUCAUCUUCGACGCCAGGCCCAGCGUCAACGCAGCUGCUAACAAGAUGAAAGGGGGUGGGUAUGAGAGUGAGGAUGCCUAUCAGAAUGCCGAGCUGGUCUUCCUGGACAUCCAUAACAUCCAUGUGAUGCGCGAGUCAUUACGCAAGCUUAAGGAGGUGGUUUACCCCAAUAUCGAGGAAUCUCAUUGGCUCUCCAACCUCGAGUCCACUCAUUGGCUGGAGCAUAUCAAGCUGAUCCUGGCAGGGGCACUGCGUAUCGCAGACAAGGUGGAGUCUGGGAAGACCUCGGUGGUGGUGCACUGCAGCGACGGCUGGGACCGCACGGCCCAGCUCACCUCCCUGGCCAUGCUGAUGCUGGACGGACACUACCGCACCAUCCGGGGCUUCGAGGUGCUGCUGGAGAAGGAGUGGCUGAGCUUCGGACACCGUUUCCAGCUGAGGCUGGGCCACGGGGACAAGAACCACACAGAUGCAGACCGCUCUCCUGUGUUCCUCCAGUUCAUCGACUGCGUGUGGCAGAUGACGCGGCAGUUCCCUGCAGCUUUCGAGUUCAACGAGUACUUCCUGGUCACCAUCCUAGACCACCUGUACAGCUGCCUGUUUGGGACAUUCCUGUGCAACAGUGAACAGCAGAGGGUCAAAGAGGAAAUUCCCAAGAAGACUGUGUCUCUGUGGUCCUACAUCAACAGCCAGCUGGAGGAUUUCACCAACCCUCUGUACGUGAACUACUCCAACCACGUGCUGUUCCCUGUGGUCAGCAUGCGCCACCUGGAGCUGUGGGUGGGCUACUACAUCCGCUGGAACCCUCGCAUGAGGCCACAGGAGCCUGUGCACCAGCGAUACAAGGAGCUGCUUGCCAAGCGGGCGGAGCUUCAGAAGAGGGUGGAGGAGCUGCAGCGAGAAGUGACCAAUCGCUCGGCCUCCUCUUCCUCCGAGAGGGCGGGGUCUCCAACCCGCUCCAUUACUCCGGUGCAGACCUUCGUUUGACACGAGUGAACCAGCGGAUGGUGGGUGGGUAGAGUACCUUAAAGGUAGGGGGGUCCCAUCUCAAGAUGGUGCCAGAUUCACAACCAGUAGACCGCACUGUAGAAGGUCUGUCUGGUUUGGUUUGUGUUUAGGAUGAAACACUGCUAUAGGAAUCCAUCACCAAGUGUCUGUAGAAUCAGAGUUUUGGCUAGGCUGCAUCUCUCUGCUACUCCCAAAGCUGAGUUCUGGAAGGGUCUGCACUACAUAGAGCUGGCUGUCUGUCUCAGACCACCUCACUAUAGCCAUACUCUACUGCACUGACCCCCUAUGGGGGCCACAAAGAUUACAUGCAAACUUAGUACUAUUAGAAAAAUAGAAACAAGCACUCUCAAACACCAAUUAUGCUUUUCAGCAUAUAUGCCUUUCUGCUUAUUCAGUAUUCAUGCAUUUGUUUAUUUAAAGUUAGGGACACUAAUAGAUAGUUGGUAAGUUCAAGACGAUAUUGAAACACUCAUUCCUUUUGUUGUGACGAGCCAUGUUAGCCACCAAGCAUUAAAACGUACGCUGAGCUUUUAAGUUUGUGUCUACUUAACAUAUCUGUAACAAAUUUUGUUUUGAGGUCACUUGAGGUGACUUGACCAAAAAUGGCUCUAGAAAAUGCCGGAUUCUUUCUUUUUUACUUGAUGGUGUGAACGCUUUUAGGAUUCCGCUCAUUUUCUUUACUAAUAGAUUGCAAAGCCUUGGUUUAGGAUUCUUUACAUAUAAUUUUUUUGUAAUUAAUUGUCCUUUUGGCCUUACUUGAAAAUGUAUACUCGAGCACUAACAUAAAUAUAUGAAUAACUAACUCAAAUGCAAGGGAGAAAGAAAUGUGAUGAACGUUUGCUGAGCUGGUGCAAGGAUUUGUUAAUGUGGUGUAGAUUGUGUUAAAAGGUAGUAGUAUGAAUGUACUUGGGAAACAUUGCCUCGUUUUGUUCAUACAUAUGUUGUCUGGAAUUGUUACAUUUUAGACUGUCCACUAUUUUUGACUACAGUGUGCUUUGUAGGAGUUUUUAAAUGGUUGUUCGAUAAGUGCUACUUACUUUGUAAUCCUUCAGUUGAAUGUUUAUUGGGGCUUCCAUUGAUGUACUAGAACAAGCAGCCUAUUUAGACAGAUACUUAAUACUACAACACAAGGUAUUCAUGUGUUGUUCAGAGACUCACAAACAGCAUGCCUGCCUUGUACAAAAUAAUUUAAAACACUGGUGGGACUUCUUCUUUGUGUUGUAAUUGAAACAUGAUGAUAUGGACAAAAAUCACAUUUCAACACAGAUGGUAAAAUCCUUUCUAGUUGAUGUGUGCUGUUGUUAGGUUGACAUGCUGUGUGUCCAAAUGUGUGUGGAUUCUCUGCAUGUCUUAAUCAAAUUCUAAACAGGAUGGUUGAUGAAGUGGUCAUUGUCUUCCAAUUUUAUUCACUUAAUUCUUCCUGUGUCUCUCACUAAUUUAUAAUUUCUCAACAAACUGGUUUGGCCAUCUGUAGAAUAAUUUUGUCAAAGACUGUUUUUAUUGAAUCACGUUCAUAUUCUUUAGAUUUCUAAAUGUUUAUGAGUAAUGUUUCCAUUUAUUAUGUAGGAUUGUGUUAGAUGCAGCUAGAUGAAAUAUUAUGUUCAGUCCAUAUUGUUAUACAUCAGUGCUAUGUGUAAACCACAGCAUAAUUAUGGCACUCUAAUCCAUAGUAGUCUACCCUACUACACCAUAUAAAAAUAUUAAAAUAACAUCUCCUGUAUGCGUUUUUCAUU